GAUACAGAGACGUUGUUGGAUACUCCUUGCUUAUCGCCACUCAAUCACCUCCCCUUUUGUUUGUCUGAAUAAAUUUCCCUUUUUCUUUCCGAUUUCUCGUUGAAGAUUUUUUUUAUUUUUUUUUGAAUUAUUUUCUGAUUGCUGGUGGAUCCUGAUCCGAGUACGCGAAAACACGAACUAGAGUACGAUGUCGACAUUCACGCCCAAGAACAUCCUCAUUACUGGGGCAGCUGGAUUCAUUGCUUCCCAUGUUGCAAACCGGCUGAUUCGAAACUACCCCGAGUACAAGAUCGUUGUACUCGACAAACUCGAUUACUGCUCCAAUCUCAAAAACCUCCUCCCUUCCAAAGCCUCGGCGAACUUCAAGUUCGUCAAGGGUGACAUUGGCAGUGCUGACCUAGUCAACUACCUUCUCAUCACCGAGAACAUCGACACCAUCAUGCACUUUGCCGCCCAGACCCAUGUUGACAAUUCUUUCGGUAACAGUUUCGAGUUCACCAAGAACAACAUUUACGGGACCCACGUUCUUUUGGAGGCUUGCAAAGUCACUGGCCAGAUCAGAAGAUUUAUCCACGUCAGCACAGACGAGGUCUAUGGAGAGACCGAGGAGGAUGCUGUUGUGGGAAAUCACGAGGCAUCUCAGCUUCUGCCCACGAAUCCUUACUCAGCCACGAAAGCUGGUGCUGAAAUGCUUGUUAUGGCUUAUGGUAGAUCUUAUGGGUUGCCUGUUAUUACAACCCGAGGAAACAACGUUUACGGUCCUAAUCAGUUCCCUGAGAAGUUGAUUCCAAAAUUCAUCCUUUUAGCCAUGGCGGGGAAAACUCUUCCGAUUCACGGUGAUGGUUCGAACGUGCGGAGUUACCUGUACUGUGAGGAUGUAGCGGAGGCUUUUGAAGUCGUUCUUCACAAGGGAGAAGUGGGCCAUGUUUACAACAUUGGAACGAAGAAGGAAAGGAGGGUCAUUGAUGUUGCCGAAGAUAUAUGCAAACUGUUCAACAUGGAUCCUGAGAAGAGCAUCAAGUUCGUGGAGAAUAGGCCGUUUAAUGAUCAGAGGUACUUCCUCGACGACCAGAAGCUGAAGAACAUUGGCUGGUCCGAAAAGACCGCAUGGGAAGAGGGUCUGAAAAAGACCAUCGAGUGGUACAGAAGCAAUCCCGAGUGGUGGGGCGAUGUGUCUGGUGCACUGCUCCCCCAUCCAAGAAUGCUGAUGAUGCCAGGUGGCAUCGAGAGGCAUUUCGAUGGGGCUGAGAAGUACGAAUCUGGUAAAUCUGAAUUCACCGGAGAGUCUAAACCCAAUCCCGAAAUCAGCCCAUCGCCACAAAAACCAGCACUGAAGUUCUUGAUCUACGGUAAAACAGGGUGGAUCGGUGGUUUGCUCGGAAAACUGUGCGAGAAACAGGGGAUUGCGUAUGAAUAUGGAAAGGGGCGUCUUCAAGAUCGCUCGACACUUUUGGCUGACAUAAAAUCUGUUAAGCCGACACAUGUUUUUAAUGCUGCUGGAGUAACUGGUCGACCAAAUGUUGAUUGGUGUGAGAGUCACAAAACCGAAACAAUUCGGACCAAUGUCGUUGGCACAUUGACCUUGGCAGAUGUGUGUAGAGAGCAAGGCUUACUCAUGAUGAACUACGCCACUGGGUGUAUAUUCGAAUACGACGCUGCACAUCCGGAAGGUUCCGGUAUUGGAUUCAAGGAGGAGGACACCCCCAAUUUCCACGGAUCUUUCUAUUCCAAAACCAAAGCCAUGGUGGAAGAGCUCUUGAAAGAGUACGACAAUGUCUGCACAUUGAGGGUUCGUAUGCCAAUAUCUUCGGACCUGAGCAACCCGCGUAAUUUCAUCACAAAGAUCUCGAAGUACAACAAGGUGGUGAAUAUUCCCAACAGCAUGACAGUUUUGGACGAGCUCCUUCCGAUUUCGAUUGAGAUGGCGAAAAGGAAUCUUAGGGGAAUAUACAACUUCACAAACCCUGGAGUUGUGAGCCACAACGAGAUCUUGGAGAUGUACAAGCAGUACAUCGACCCGGAUUUCAAGUACAGCAACUUCACUCUCGAAGAGCAAGCAAAGGUCAUAGUCGCUGCUAGAAGCAACAACGAAAUGGAUGCCUCUAAGUUGAAGAAAGAGUUCCCCGAGCUGCUUUCGAUUAAAGACUCGUUGAUCAAGAUCGUAUUCGAACCCAACCGUAAAACCCCUGCUGCAUAAGCGUUUCUUGAUUCGGGUCUACGUGUGCUUUUUUAAUUUUUAAUAUUUUUUUUUAAUGUUUUUCUUUUUUUUUAGAGAAUAUGCUAUGUUGAGGAAGGUGGUUUUGCAGGAUAUGCCCAUUUACUUUGAAAUUGUAUUAUUGUACUGCACUAAAAAGAACAUCUCUGCAUGUGGUUUGUGACAUGUUUGUUCUUAGAUGUAAUAAAUUCUUGUAUUUGUUUAGUUAAUUUGUAUUCAAUUUAAGGAUUA
Messenger RNA from Erythranthe guttata (spotted monkey flower), 2446 nucleotides. Its product is annotated as trifunctional UDP-glucose 4,6-dehydratase/UDP-4-keto-6-deoxy-D-glucose 3,5-epimerase/UDP-4-keto-L-rhamnose-reductase RHM1. Gene Ontology annotation, molecular function: dTDP-glucose 4,6-dehydratase activity. NCBI's taxonomy places the organism in Eukaryota, Viridiplantae, Streptophyta, Magnoliopsida, Lamiales, Phrymaceae. The record is from RefSeq and is a predicted model, not a curated record. Gene Ontology annotation, biological process: nucleotide-sugar metabolic process.